Menidia menidia (Atlantic silverside) is the source of this 900-nucleotide messenger RNA. The record is from the annotation of a GenBank genome assembly. Lineage: Eukaryota; Metazoa; Chordata; Actinopteri; Atheriniformes; Atherinopsidae.
AUGAACUCCACUCAUGAAAUAGUGGCCCAGAGAAGCCCAAAAGAGGAAUGCAAGGAGUACCCGAAGGUGGUGUAUAAGAACAACGACAUCCGGCUGGAGCUGUCCCGCCUGGCCCGCAUAGUGGACCCAAAGAUGAAACUCCAAGGGGACGUGGUUUUCAAGUGUGAAGACGUACCCACCCUGGACCCCAUCAACUUCGAGACCCCGGACUCCUACCUUGCGCUGCCCAAAUGGAACACCAAACGGGUGGGCUCCAUCUCCUUCGACUUCCGCACCUCCGAGCCCAACGGGCUGAUCCUCUUCACGCACGGUAAGCCCCAGAACCGGCGGGACGCCAAGGGCCAGAAGAACAACAAGGUGGACUUCUUCGCCGUGGAGCUGCUGGAUGGCGGGCUGUACCUGCUGUUGGACAUGGGCUCCGGGACCAUCAAAGUCAAAGCCACCCAGGCCAAAGUCAACGAUGGCGCCUGGCACCACGUGGACAUCCAGAGGGACGGGCGCUCAGGCAUCAUCUCAGUAAACAGCCGCAGGACCCCUUUCACAGCCAGCGGGGAGAAUGAGAUCUUGGACCUGGAAGGAGACCUGUAUUUGGGCGGUUUGCCGGACAACCGGGCGGGCCUGGUGCUGCCGACCGAGCUGUGGACCGCCAUGCUCAACUACGGCUACGUGGGCUGCGUGCGGGACCUGUUCAUCGACGGCCGCAGCAAGGACAUCCGGCAGAUAGGCCAGUCGCAGAACGUGACGGGCAUCAAGUUCUCCUGCAGCAAGGCGACGGGGAAGCAGUGCGACAGCAGCCCCUGCAAGAACAACGGGGCGUGCAAGGAGGGCUGGAACCGGUUCGUCUGUGACUGCACCGGGACCGGCUUCUGGGACAGUACCUGUGAGAGGGGGAGGAUCUAA